UAAUUAAUAAAUAGGCUCCCAAUUCUUCGGAGAGUCUCAUAUCCUCCGCCGGGUGAUCUCGCAUGAACCGUGUCGAGGCAGCGACGAGGGGUCGGGGGCUCCGCCAGCAGAGCCGGGCUUCAGGAUGAGGAUGCCCAAAGGAGGACGCCUGUUUUUGGCGACGUGCCUCGGCUCACUCUUCGUCAUCGUGCUGUACUUUCAGAGCAUCACCAAGCCAGAACCUGGUGUGAAGACGGGCAGCGGACCAGGGAAAAGCAGGAGAAGUCCACUGCAAAGCCUCUACAAUGGAGACCAGCAGCCGGAGCUGCUAUCAGCUCAAAGGUCCCUCCAAGACCGCAGGGAGGUGUUGGAGCAGGCGUGUCUGAGCCACACAAGGAAGCGGCAGGUGCUUUCGCCUGAGGAUCUCAAACACCUUAUUGUGGAUGAUAAACACAGUCUUAUUUACUGCUAUGUACCCAAGGUAGCCUGCACCAAUUGGAAGCGUGUCCUUAUGGUCCUCACCAGCGACGGCCGCUACACCGACCCCCUUGCCAUCCCUGCGAAUGAGGCCCACGUGGCAGGUAACCUCCGCACCCUCUCCGAGUUCUCAGUCCCUGAGAUCAACCAGCGCCUUCGCAGCUACCUCAAGUUCAUCUUUGUGCGAGAGCCCUUUGAGCGUCUGGUGUCCGCCUACCGGAACAAGUUCACCCGUAGCUACAACACUGCUUUCCACAAGCGCUACGGAACCAAGAUUAUCAGCCGGCACCGGCCCAACCCGGACCCUGAGGCACUGGAGAAAGGGAACGACGUUUCUUUCCACGAGUUUGUCCAGUACCUCGUAGACCCUCGAACCCAACGGGAGGAACCUUUCAAUGAGCACUGGGAGCGGGUGCACUCCCUCUGCCACCCCUGCCUGAUCCACUAUGAUGUAGUUGGGAAGUAUGAGACUCUGGAGCCGGAUGCUCAGGCUGUGCUCAGGUUGGCUGGAGUGGAUGGAUCACUUCAAUUUCCAACAUCUGGUAAGAGCACCAGGACUGAUGGCAACAUGGCAGCACGCUUCUUUAAACAGAUCAGUCCCUUCUACCAGAAGAGACUGUUCAACCUGUAUCGAAUGGACUUCCUGUUCUUCAACUACUCCACACCAGAGUACCUCAGGACUCGAUGAGGGGUGGAGAACAGAGGAUUGACAUCAGUGCCAUGGAUGGACUAGUGGUCAUAGUUUUCCUUUCACAUCCCCUUCAGCGUUCGUGUUAGUGAUGGAUCAUUUUGCACUUUUUGGUUGCCAUGGACUCUGGUACAGUUAUCAUCCCUGUCUAGACCGGUCCAUCACAAGCACUGACUUGUCACUAUGACUGUCCAACAAAAACUUGAUUUUCUGGUUUCAGUGAGUGGAACUUUCUAAAUGGAACCAAAUUUCUUCCUGAGAAGAAAAGACAGACAGUUUGAGCUGUAAUCCGAGCAUCUGUCACAUUGGUUGGGUUGCUUUCCAGUGUGAAAACGGUGUGUUGAUUUGCAGCUCAGCAGAACAGAAUGCAGAAGCAGGUUGCUCCCGAAAUGUGUGUUGAAAAUGCAGGCACAUGAACGUUACUAACAGGUCCUUUCUGUCAGGGCCUCAGGCUCAGUUAGGAGUCAGUAUUUAUUUUUCAUUGCCAUUCCUCACCUAGAAAUUACUUUGUCAAAUUGAGCAAUUCUUUCUUUGACUUUGGGUUUCGUCGUCUGUUACGAGUGGUUGUUGAGUUGGUGUGAUAUGCCUUGCCAGCAUACCUGCGGUGCCCACUACAGUGAGCGUUCUCCAUGGCUCGUUUUUGCAGAGAAAUAACGAGCCAUAAAUGAAAGUCACACUUCAGAGGAGCCGGUUCUCCUCCAGCAUGGGUAUACAGGUGAAUGUGCUGACUGGGAACCUUAACACAGCAGAUGCAUUCAAAGCACCGACAGCACAGUGGUUGGCUGGCAUUUAUUUAUGUAUGUAUGUCAGUGCAUGAAGUAUUUAUUGUUAUGGAAACGUGUGUGGGAGUAAGGAUUUGGGCUCGUGAUUUCGUGAAGAUGAAUUUUGAAUGAAAGAAGGGAGGCCUUCCUCUGAUGUGAUUUUUUUUUGCUUUUUCACUGAGUUGCUUUUGCACAUAAACUCAUGCCAAAUAGAAAUUUCUGAACAACUGAGAAAUCAUCACAUCUUACUCUUUACUCUCCACUUUUCUGAUCAAGUCCUGUUCCCUGGGCCUGUCUUAUCUAACUUGUCACAGCACUUGUUGACACUUAUCGUAUCUCUGAGAGUAAUUCCCAGGGAAACCUGCAGUUGCUCCUUAAUUCCAGUAAAAGCUUGUUGCCAUCCCUCCUCUAUCACUGUCUGCAUUUAGCUCCGGGCAGGUCGGCUGAACAAACAACCGCAUAGCUGUGGUCAGGGCUGGGUCCAGCCCAGCACUGCCCCUCGUCAAAGCUCUCCUUGUUAGGGUGAAUGCAGGCACCUGAGGGGUUAAUCCACCUACAGUCAUCUCCACUGCACGCCCUUGUUCAGCAAAUGUGAUGGAAUUUAUGGUAAAUAAUAUGCAGGUUAAUGUAGGAAAAUAUUUAUUAAUGGCCUGUACUGCGAAAAUAACAGGUUUAACUAAUGUCUUCAUACCAUUUUUAAUGAGAAAAGGGGAACUCCAUCGAUUUUACACUUUCGAGUCCGUUUACAGGUCUUUGAGAGUUCUACUGCAUAUGUCACAAAGGUUUUAUAAAGUCUUUUGUGUCUCCAGAGGGAGCUGUGUGAAGCUUGCUAAUUGUCCUGAUGAAGUGAUCACUUGAGUCAGAGUUGGUUGGUGCAAAACGUGUGAAAAUAAAAACAAUCCGGAGGUGUGGAGAAAGUACAAAGUGAGCUUACCGGACCUCUGUGGACCACAUGUGCUCGAGGCUAAUGCCACACAUUAGCUGCUACUAGCAUGACAUACUCACUCAGUCUCUUAUCAAACUGAUGGUGAUUGAGUUGCAUUGUGGGUAAUGUAGCCAUAAGGUAUUAAUAAGGAAGAAGAAUGCCUCGAAUAAAAAAUCUCUAUUUUUUGAAAUUGUCCAUCACAUGUUAAAGAGUACAAGCUAAAUCAGUGGAGUUCUCUGUGAAGUCCAUUAUUUAGGGUUACAAACUGUCUGUUAACACAGUCCAGUCUGCCAGUACCGUUACUUUAAGAAUACAUGUGAAGAAAACACGUAAGUUCAUAUUUACUACUAUAACUACUAAAUUGACUUGAAAUGAAUUGUUCAAGUAAAAAUGUUGUGUCAUUUUUACAUUUUAAAUUCAGAGGAGGUUAAUGGAAUGUCAUUUGACUCUAAUAGAAGGUGAAAUAGUCAGAUCAGGUCGAGAUGUUUGCAAAUGGGCACCACACCCAUAUAGCAACAUAACUGUGCUCUUUCUAAUGAUUCCCUACAUUUCCCUUUGUAACAAGCUACUUUUUCCAUGAUUUAUCUGGACCUGACUUAGCGAGUCAUCCCCGAGAAUAACAGGAAUUCACCUCAGAACAACAAGGGUCAUCAUUUCCAUUAAAAGAACAUGUUCUGCAGACAGGAUAUUAGUUCCAGUUUCACUCGGCAAGCACGCACAGUUGUGUUAGUGCGUGUCAAGACACGCAGGCAUUGAACUAGCAAUAAUUUCAUCUCUGUGUCUUCUGGAUUUCUUAGGUUAAAAUAUUUCAUGCUGCAGAAUACUGUCAGACAGGCCCAGGAAGGCCCACUCUGGAAACGUUGAUAGUCAUGCUUUGAAAAGUGCAAUAUCUGUGUAUGAGUAUCUGUAAAGUGUUAAAAGCUGUAUCUUUCCAAGUGAUUUCCUCUUUUAUUCAAACAUUGGUUUGAUUAUUUGUGCCGUCAUGCCUGUGCCACAUUUUGUUUUUCUGUUUGGCUAUGAUUGCGGCCAUGGAUUACAGGGUUUUCCUUUUAAUGCUCUCCUGUGUAGCAGUGUCUGAUUUAAGCCAUAAUUUGCAAGAAGAUGUGACUUGCCAAAGCCCAAUCACACCCUUCUUGUUUUCGCUUCCUACUGGCUCGAUGACAUGCUGCCCAAAAUAUAUAUUUUACCUUUUAAUUACUUUGUUCCUGGAAAAUACAGAAUAGAAAUAACAAGUGGCUUGUUCUUCCAGAGGGAUAAAACAUACUGUACAUCCAUCUCCAAAGCCCAGACGCUGCUGUGCAUGACCACAGCUAGUCAGACAUGUAACCGUUUGUGUAGGAGUGUUCCUGUAGUCAGACCUGUGACGUGGUGAGUCGCUGUGAACAAGUGAACAGAGCACAAUCUGAAAGAAGCUGUCAUGCACCAGUUUACUUGUGCCACAAAACUGUGAAUGUGAUAACUUGAUAACUGAAGUGCACUUGCUGAUGUGACGAUUGACAGGCUGGUUGCCUUGACGCUUCAACAAAUACAGUCCC
Messenger RNA from Chelmon rostratus (copperband butterflyfish), 4365 nucleotides. RefSeq names its product carbohydrate sulfotransferase 11-like. Gene Ontology annotation, cellular component: membrane. Gene Ontology annotation, biological process: proteoglycan biosynthetic process; carbohydrate biosynthetic process. Gene Ontology annotation, molecular function: sulfotransferase activity. The record is from RefSeq and is a predicted model, not a curated record. The transcript is spliced from 4 exons. Bases 125 to 1144 code for a protein of 339 amino acids. NCBI's taxonomy places the organism in Eukaryota, Metazoa, Chordata, Actinopteri, Chaetodontiformes, Chaetodontidae.